UGCAUCUCGUCGGUCUCCAGUCUGCCCACCGUUGUCGACCGUUUUCCGAUCCCCUCGAACCCUUCUCGCGGCCGUAGAGAUAUUCUCUAUCCGCCAUCCGACACAAUGGUCUCCAUCCGUUCCGUCCUGGGUGCCUCCACCGGAGCCCUCCGCCAAUUUCUCCCCUCCCUCUCCCGCAAGUCCGCCGGUCUCGUUUCGCGGCCCUUCUCGCAAAUCGCGCGCCUGUCCUGGGGCAAUGGUCUUCGUCUUCUGCGCUCCGGAAAGCAGACCGACAGUGUGGGGGUUGCUAGCGUGGGAACAACGUUGAGACAAGUCGAGCAGAUCCGGGGAAUGAAGACGCGCUCAUCGGUUAAGCGGCUGUGUGACGGGUGCAAGCCUGUGCGGAGAAAGAACCGAGUUUAUAUCAUCUGCUCCAAGAACCCGAAGCACAAGCAACGUCAAGGGAAAUAGACGCGGGAAGGAUUGAUCGCAAGAGCAUGAGAGAAAUGAGCGUAUCUUCGGACGGACGACGG
Aspergillus heteromorphus CBS 117.55 is the source of this 512-nucleotide messenger RNA. Its product is annotated as 50S ribosomal protein L36. The transcript is spliced from 3 exons. Gene Ontology annotation, biological process: translation. NCBI's taxonomy places the organism in Eukaryota, Fungi, Ascomycota, Eurotiomycetes, Eurotiales, Aspergillaceae. The coding region runs from base 106 to 450 and encodes 114 amino acids. Gene Ontology annotation, molecular function: structural constituent of ribosome. Gene Ontology annotation, cellular component: ribosome. The record is from RefSeq and is a predicted model, not a curated record.